This is a messenger RNA of Orbicella faveolata, 1373 nucleotides long. RefSeq lists its product as uncharacterized. NCBI's taxonomy places the organism in Eukaryota, Metazoa, Cnidaria, Anthozoa, Scleractinia, Merulinidae. Gene Ontology annotation, molecular function: S-adenosylmethionine-dependent methyltransferase activity. The record is from RefSeq and is a predicted model, not a curated record.
AAUUCUUUAUUUUCAGAUCACUAUAGUUCUGUGGCUAAUACGUACGACAGCUUCUACAAGGCAACUUAUGAGGCUGUAAUUCCAGUCCUGAUUGAAUAUUUAGAUUUGAGGCCGCAACACAAUGUGGUAGACAUCGGUAGUGGAUCAGGUUUUAUCGCAGAAAGUCUCUGUAAAUUGUCGGGGUUAGAGAACCCUGUUUGGUGCGUGGAUCCCAGCGUAGAAAUGCAAGAACUAGCCCGCAAAAGGAAAGGGGUCUACCCCGUUCAGAAAACGGCGGAAGAAUUCUUUUCAGGUCCAAAACUCAGCCAGUGCUUCGAUAGAGUAGUAGCAGUUUUCAGCGUACAUCACUUUGCUGACCCGGUUGAUGUAUACAAGGGCAUAAUACGCUCUCUUCGCCCUGGUGGGAUUUUCCUUCAGCUUAUUACAAUGAAGGAUGGAAAUCCAAUUUUCAAAAACUCUACAAAGGUUUUCGGCACUUAUUUUGAUGUGGUAAACGACAGCCAGAAGCUACUCAGAGAAAUUGACAGUGCCGACAUCCGAAUCUCCGAGCACGAGGUCACAUUUACGGAGGCGAUGACAAAAUCCAACUUGUGUGACUCGCUACGAAGGCGUUAUUCGAGUGAGUUAAACCAUCUAACGGAUGAGCAAAUCGAGGAGAGAGUAAAACAACUGGAGAAGGAAUUAAGCGAAUUCAACGAACAUGAACCUAUCACAUACAACCGUUUAGUUAGUGUAACGAAAGUGGAGAAAAAAGGGAAGUAAAUACCCCGAACUACUGGAAGGUUUUGUUGACUGAAACUUUUAAAAAGCUCUUUACAACAUUUAGUUACAUCUAGAAGCUUAAAAACGCAGUUUUCAACCAAGUAAAUAAUCAAUUCCAGGCGAUCUCUUCAACUAAUUUUUGCUUUUAAUAAUUAUGGAGCGUCCCGCUUAAGCCUGGUUUUCACUACGACAUAAUAACAAGCAUAAGCGUAAGGUAGCAAGGAUGCCCACAACACAAAUAUAACCACGUAUUCGCAAAAUGGAUAACUGCCGACCAAAUGUACACCAAAAAAUGCCGUUUUUAACCAGGUUUUUGGCUGCCAUGACGCUAAAUGGGCCUCAGUUUGGCUCAACAAGCUAUUUUUACCAAACAGAUAGAUUUCCCCAAGAUUAAGUAUAAAAAUGUAGAAUAUUUUAGUUUGGAGCAUGCGCAUAAGCCAAAAUAUGGAUUGCCCGUUCCGAACUUUUUUAUUGCCCUUUUCCUUUCCUUUUUCUCGGCUCUUUUACUCUCGCUACCUUUUCCGUUUCAUAUUCUCUCUGGCUGCCCUAAAAGUUGGGUGUUAAUUAUGGGAAAAGCCUGGAAAUGGGACCUUGAUCAAUUAUAGGUAUAA